This is a messenger RNA of Rhopalosiphum padi (bird cherry-oat aphid), 754 nucleotides long. RefSeq names its product protein JTB (gene JTBR). Gene Ontology annotation, cellular component: midbody; spindle; cytoplasm. Gene Ontology annotation, biological process: mitotic cytokinesis. Lineage: Eukaryota; Metazoa; Arthropoda; Insecta; Hemiptera; Aphididae. Bases 187 to 654 code for a protein of 155 amino acids. The record is from RefSeq and is a predicted model, not a curated record. The transcript is spliced from 3 exons.
GUAAACAUUGCAAUUUGUAAGUCAGCGUUGUCUAUAUCUAUAAAGUCUGUUUUUAUAUUGUCGUCGUCCUUAUAUCUUUAUUUACAUGUUUUAACUAGGUAGUUGAAAAUUAAAAUACUUACUAUCUAGUAACUACAUAUUUGAUAUUUCAUAUUCAUUCAGUUGUGUGGUUAUUAAAAAUGUAAAAUGGUUUUAGAAUCUUGUUCUGUUAAAAGAUUACUAUUGUUAAUUAUAUUCAUCGGAGGGAUUACACUUCUAAUAUUUAUAAAAAUUACAUCUUCAAGUGCAUUAUCUGGACUCAAUGCCACUAUUGCAACAGAGACAUCUGAGAGCGUAAAAGACCAUAAAAAUUCAUCAAAUAAAUGUUGGCUGCGAGAAGAAAAUACAAUUCUGAAAGAAUGUCAUUUGUGUUCUGAUAAACCUGAAUGCAUUAAUGCAAGUUAUAUUGAAACAAUUGAAUGCAAAAUUUCUGGACUAGCAUAUAGAAAUUGCAGCAAACCAACUACACAAACAUCAGAAAAAGAAUUUUGGUUAUUCCAAGUCUCACAAUUUGUGAUUGCUGUAAUCAGUUUAUCUGUUAUACAAUACAAAAAAAAACAGUUCCAUAAGAAGUUAAUGAAAAGAAUACAAAAACAAUUAGAUUCCGUUGUAUAGCUGUGUAUACAAAUAUACAAUACAUUAUACAUCACAAUUUGUACAAAUUAAAACUUUAAUCGAUUUGUCCAUUGAAUAAAAUGUCUUCCUUAUUUGUUAA